Molecule: messenger RNA, 997 nt
Organism: Drosophila suzukii
Lineage: Eukaryota; Metazoa; Arthropoda; Insecta; Diptera; Drosophilidae
Source: RefSeq, a predicted model, not a curated record
CCCUUUUCGAUGAUAAUUCUGCGGUUAAAAGGAAGUGCUAUCCUGUCUCCUGGCUGCGGUGGUCAACGGUUUAAAUUUAUUUAUGUGCUAUUGCCUUUGCAAUUAACAGGAGCAGAUUGCGGAUACAGGGGGCAGAUGCGGUUCGAGGGGCUAAAAACGAGUCGCUCAGAUCCUAAGGCGGAUCAGGCCGGCUGGCAGGUGGCUGACACAGAAACCCGGCUGCCAGGCGAAGCCAAGCAACAGGCGAAGCAGCAAUAUUGGCAACAGCAACAGCAACACCAACAGCAAGAGCAGCAGCAACACCAGCAGCAACAUGCAACAUGCAACAACAAUGGCGAGCACCGGACAACGACAACUCUUGACAUGCAUAUGCAAAGGUCUUUCCCAGGUUUUGCGGCUCACAAUCAAUUUGGAGAGACCUUCGUUCGCUUCUCAUUGGGAACCCGCCAAAAUGCAAAUGACGACAGCAACAACAGCAGCAACGUGAGCCCAGAAUGAGAACUUUGACGAAGCCUUUGAUGUGCGCCGUUGUCGGUGACUUAGUCACCCCCUCACAAUGCUCCACUCCUCACCUUUCCCGCCCAGAAGAAGAACCCAGAGCCCCAGGGCCUAGAGCACAUAGCCCAUAUGGCACGCAAUCUCGAAUAAUCAAUAUUGGCGAGCAGUCCAAGCCAACGAAAAUGACGGGCUGGCCAGGUCAAACUGAGGCAGCGGAAGUCGUUGUCACAUCAAUGGCGACAAAGCACUUCCGCUGCCAUUCUAUUCUCCCUCGGACAAAAGGAUGCUGCCUGCCUGUGAUAUUCCUCAAAAGCGGGCACUCGGAGAAAGAAAGAUUGCCCAAUAAACAGGGUUGAAAGCAGCAACAUCAGCUAGAUUUUGAAGCCAGACAAACUUCGUCUUUAGAAUGUUUAAAUACCAUGCCUUUUAUUUUUAUAUGUAACACCUCCCUUCAAGCCGAAUACUAUAAACCAAACAAAUAUCAAAAAAAAAACUUGGA